Molecule: messenger RNA, 4419 nt
Organism: Calypte anna (Anna's hummingbird)
Lineage: Eukaryota; Metazoa; Chordata; Aves; Apodiformes; Trochilidae
Gene: HACD2
Product: 3-hydroxyacyl-CoA dehydratase 2
Exons: 7
Coding region: 47-787 (246 amino acids)
Biological process (GO): fatty acid elongation; very long-chain fatty acid biosynthetic process; sphingolipid biosynthetic process
Cellular component (GO): endoplasmic reticulum membrane
Molecular function (GO): 3-hydroxyacyl-CoA dehydratase activity
Source: RefSeq, a predicted model, not a curated record
CCUGCCGUACGCUGAGAACGGGCGGAGUCGGCGGGAGCGCCGCAACAUGGCGGCGUCAGGCAGCGGCGGCAGCCGGGCGGAUAACGGCUACGGCAGCCAGCAGCCGCGGCGGAGGAAGGGCCCCGGGGCCCUGGCCACAGCCUACCUCGUUAUCUACAACGUGGUGAUGACGGCGGGAUGGCUUGUAAUUGCAGUUGGCCUAGUUCGAGCAUACCUGGCUAAAGGUAGCUACCACAGCCUUUACUACUCAAUAGAAAAGCCCCUGAAAUUCUUCCAAACUGGAGCUUUGCUUGAGAUUCUGCACUGUGCAUUUGGCAUUGUUCCCUCUUCUGUUGUUCUGACUGCUUUCCAAGUGAUGUCAAGGGUUUUCCUGACGUGGGCAGUAACACAUAGUGUCAAAGAGGUACAAACUGAAGACAGUGUCCUAUUGUUUGUGGUGGCCUGGACAAUCACGGAGAUAAUCCGUUAUUCUUUUUAUACAUUUAGCUUGUUAAACCAUCUCCCCUAUCUCAUCAAGUGGGCCAGGUACACUUUGUUUAUAGUAUUGUAUCCAAUGGGAGUCUCAGGCGAACUACUGACAAUAUAUGCUGCAUUGCCCUUUGUCAGGCAGUCGGGCUUGUAUUCCAUUAGUUUACCUAACAAGUACAAUUUUUCUUUUGACUACUAUACAUUCCUGAUCCUGGUUAUGAUCUCUUACAUUCCAAUCUUUCCUCAGCUGUAUUUUCAUAUGCUACAUCAGAGGCGAAAGGUACUUUCCCGCACCGAAGAACUCAAGAAGUCGGAGUAAUUCCAGCUUUUUUUCAGAACUUUUCAAAAAUCAAAAUGCUGCAGAUUUUCAAUACCCAGCACAUUUAUAAAGAAUAUACCAGGAAAAAAAAAUAAGUCAGAGGUAAAAGACGAAUAAUAUAACAAGAAUAACCAAUAAAUCUGAUUUUACCGAAAUAAUUUUCAGCUUGCAGUGCUUCAGAAAACCUUUAGACUUUAUUUGGCUUGGCAGUUAGCCCUUUCCUUUUCCUUAAAUGAUGUGCUAAAUGGUUUACAUUUAGUAAUAAAUGCCUGAAGGUUGCGGUAUGAGUGAUAAAGUUGCACCCACUAAAUGCUUGAAUUGGGAUUAUAUUACUGAUACCUUAUUUUUUCAAGUGCUUGACUGCAUGCCAGAAACUGUAUGUAUUGCUAUGAAAGCAAACAAUAUGCUCUGGAAUACUUUAAGAUUUUGUCAGAGACUCCAGUGGACAAUGUAAUCCAGGCAAAGUGUUUGAAUUUAGAAAAGUAGGUUAUGUAUUUAAAAGGUGAAGGGAACAAGAAUAGGAAACCAGUUAUUGGAAAUGAGGGGAACUUGGUGCUUUAGGAUUUUAAGCACUAGAGUGUCUGACCAGACUGGGUUCUCUGAAGAUGUUUAAGCUGAUUACUCAAAUGUUAAUUCAGAUGCUUUAAUGCUUAUCUCAAACAUUAAAACUCCUUUAAGUAUUGUGUCCCAGGAUACUUUAACUAUUUAAAAUAAAAAUUAACUGUAAUAUUUCUAGUGAUAUCAGUAAUGAUUCUAAACAAUAUAAUGAGGCAGGUCACCCAGAAACAAGUGCAGUUCUGUGUUUUUGACUUUAUCAUCUCUAAUCAUUGUCCGCUAUCUCAGUGGUGCUCAUCUUUCAGUGUUGAGGACUAUUUGGUCUACUGUGGAAUAAUUUGAGGGCCUCAUUUCUCAACCUGACUCUUUUGAAGUAACUAAUGCAUAUCACUAUGGCACAUCCAAGCAGGCAGUUCCAGGCACUCAGUUUCUGAACUGCUGCUAAGUCAUAACCUUCUAAUUUCAGAUUCUAAUUUCAGAUUCUCACGUGUUAAAUGCUGCUUUUGCAGAUGGGGCAAGCCUUCUGUCUUCUGCUUUUUUGACCACAGAAAGUUCAAGGUGCUUUCUCUGGGUUCUCAAGCUAAGCUUUUCCUUGGGAAUGUGAAACAGAGAAUGAAAGAAUGAGAAAACCUUGUGGCAGGGUGGAAUACAGUAAUGCUGUGUGAACAGUGCCCCAAGGUGUGAACAAACUAUUGACUGGGGGUAUCGGGGGGCAACGGAAGGGACAAAGAAAGCAGGGAAAUGAACAGAUACUCAAGCAAAGGCAAAAGGAAAUGUAGGUUAUGAUUGUUGCUCUGUUAGGAAUUGAUAGCUGUGUAGUCCAGUCUUCACACAGUCAGAGCCACUAGACAACACAAGGGCUUCUCUGGCUUCCUGCUUGUAACAGCAUGAUUUAGUGCAUACAUGAGGUGUGUCCAUUAUCAUGGCUUCUGCACUAUGAAUCUUAGGCUGUGCCUGCCAGCACCUCCUCCUGGACGUGGCCUUUAUCUGUCUCCCAGUUACUUGUGCUUGACACAUCAUAGCUCUCCUUGAACAUAGCCAGAGGGUAGUAAGGGCACAGGUGCUCUGUUCUAGCACUUGAAGAGAGAUGGAUUUACAGUUUAUUUUGGUUUAUGUUGGUCAGAGCUAUAUUUUAAAGAAAGCUUUGCAUUGUUCAGUAAUUUCCUUUGACCUCCAUCAGAAUGUCUGACAAUUUUCCUAGUGCUCAGUACCACUGUAACACCUUUCCUGUUCAGUACAAACAGGACUAUUGUAAGCAGGGAGAGGGUAAGAGGCAAUAAUUAUCUUUGUUUCCAUUUUAAACCUUCUGGGGACAGUUAUUGGCUGUAACUGAAAACACUGUGGCCACAUACAACUUCAAAGUGGAUUUGCAUUCAUAGAUGCAACAAUUUCAAUCCUCCAUUAGGUUAUGUAGUGCUUUUGUUGUAGUGAUUUGAUGUUAAUAAUGUGUUAAACUAAAGUCACUGUUCAAACACAUAAGCUUCCACCUCUGAGCAAAACAUCUCCUUUUGCUUUUACUUGCUGUCAAAGGUGUUGGUUUCACUAUUUCUGAAAGAUAGAAUCUAAAAUACCUGAUUUCCUGAUGUUCUUAUAUUACUGGAUAUUGCUGACACUCAGCUCCUGAACUUUUCUUAAUUUGAAUUCUGUGCCCAAAUAAAAUCUUUGCUUUGAAAUUUGUUGGUCCAAUUCAGAUAAAAAUAUGGCUGUGUAGUAGUUCUAUAUGAGACAGGCUUAUAGCUGUGUUGAUGGGAAAGAUACAGUAUGGAUCUGUAUUAGAUACUAUGGGCACUACAGAAAAGCAUAGAUGGCUGUCAGUAGGGAAAAGGCUUGUUUGACCAGUGUCCUUACUGAAUAAGCUUUAAUAUGGAAUAUUUAAUAUAAUUGAAAAUACUAACCACACAAAUGCAAAUAAACUACAGCCUUUUAAAGAGAAGUUACUUUUAAAAGAAAAAACAGUUUGUCUCAUGGUAAGAAAUCUUAUCAGCAAAGUUGGUUUAAAAUUUAUAUUCUGAAGUAUGAACAUGGAGUUAGUGUGUACAAGAAUUCCAGUACUCCAGCUUGCAGUGCUUUUGCAAGUUUAGCUUCUAUGGAAAUCACUGGGAAGCGAUCUUGAGUAAGAACAGUGUGUAAUGCCCUAAUACUGUUUGGGUUUAUCCCUAAUACUGAAUUUGGCUCCACAUAAGGAAUUUUUUCUUAUAAAAUGACAACAAAUUUCCCCUCAUAUAUCGCUGAAACUGUAAUGUGGUUUAUGUAAAUGUCAUAAUUGAGAGGGUUGCUCUUCUACUACAAGACUAUUUACUUGCCUUGCAUGUUUUUGAUCAGCAUCACCAAACUGAUGCAGCAGGCAUUUUUUCUGCUUGGUAGUCUUUGCUUUGUGUGCACUGGUUCAGUCAACAGUGCUUUAUGUUCUACCAUGCCAGCUUUGUCCAUGUUUGUCAUUACCCUCUAAAAGACCAAGGCUCUUACCAGUGUACAGUUUACAACUGGAAUUGUAGAAAUGUUCAUAUUGUAAAUUACAGUAAGAUUCAGGUUUCAGUGCAGGUAAAUUGUAGUUUUUCACAAUGUGACGUUUCUAUCAAAGGUGGCUCUUUUUUUUUUUUUUUUUUUUUUUUAUCGGUAGAAAGGUUGGCAUUUGUGUGGACCAAUCUGCAAUGUCAUAUUAAAACCUACCUUUCAGAUUAAAGUUUCAUGAGUAUACAUCAAACCAUACAUUUUGAUGUAUAUUCUUGUUAGUGAAACUUGGGUGAAAACUAAAUACAGUCAUUUUUGUAUUUUUUUCUAUGUUGUGAAGAAUAAAACUGUAAUUUUAUAAGUCUGAUUCACUAAGAUUAUUAUAAGUUUAAUGUAUUUUUUUGUAUAUUUAGGAAUCCGGUAUUACCUGGAGCUCUGAAAGAUUAAGCAUAGACUUUUUAUGCAUGUUUGAAAGGUACUUGACAAUGCAGUGAAAUGGUUUGUAUGCUAAAAUACUAGUUGGUGUUGUUGCCUUGUGAAAUUGAUUUUGUGCUCUCUGCCUGGAUUUGGCCUUCUGGUCAGUGAUACUAAUUGCUAUAAUCCAAAUAAAAUUAUUCUGAACAAAA